Messenger RNA from Aaosphaeria arxii CBS 175.79, 153 nucleotides. RefSeq lists its product as uncharacterized. The annotation marks the transcript as partial. The transcript has a single exon. The record is from RefSeq and is a predicted model, not a curated record. Lineage: Eukaryota; Fungi; Ascomycota; Dothideomycetes; Pleosporales.
AUGUCCUCUCGCAAUGCAAUCAACGGCACGACCACUACGGUCGUCCCGCCUGGCUCGAUGAAUGCCGGCAACAUGAACAACAAACUCUUGCCCGCCCCUGUCGCCAUCACCACCACGAUGCUGCUCUCGCCCCGCAUGAUCGCCUCCAUGGCC